AUGGAUCCACAAAAUUCAUUGGCCUUUCAACGAGUCCGGCCCCACUGUGUUGAGCUUUCGAGGUACGCAUUUCUACCUAAAACUCAGUUCGACCCAUCAUCUAGAGGUUUACUUGCUUCUUUAAAGAAUGUCAACGAAGAACUUGAAAAGCUUGAAGAGUCUGGAAUUCAGCUGUCGCCUAAAUUUGCUGAUUAUGUUUUUGUACCUCUUGCAAGUUUGUUAAGGCAGGAUUCUUUGGGGGGCGCCCAGACUGAAGUUGUUUUACUAAUUCUAGCACAUUUAAUAUCAUUAUGUUGGUCUUCUAUCGGGACAUUUCCACGAACCUUAGCCAGUCAGCUUUUCCCGUUGGUAACUUUCCUAGUAAGCAAUGAUAAGGAAAACUUAGAUCUUAAGAAGAAGAGCCCUGACUUUAAACUUGCAGCUUGUGAAGUCUUUAAGAAGUUUUACAUUUCCUUAGCGGUUCAAAAAACUAGCGGAGCGUAUGAGUUUUUCAGCUAUGCUGAAAAUCUUCCAAGUCUCGGCCAUUCCGUUUCAAUACUUCUGGAUAUCUUACAUGACAACUCGCAAGAGCCAGAAGUGCAACUUGCUGCUCUUGACGCCCUAGCGAUUCUUUACGAGAGAAAUAUUAAUGAUGGUGAGAUGCUUUCUUUCAUUUUACCAGGAAAUGUUUCCACGUUCUCAAAAUUGUUAGCUAAAUCUGGAGUGACCAUAAAUUACAAGGUAAUCUGUUCCACAUUAAAUCUCUUUAAAUCCGUACUUCUCUUGGUUUAUGAUGAUGCUGAUUUAAAAAUUACAGAACGCCGUAUAGGGGACCUAAGUGAGAUAGUUGAUAAUGGUAUGCUUGCCGAUACUACCAGAAUCAUUAUUGAUGAAAAUAAAUUUAAAGGGCGAAAAAACCAUCGAGAUAACAAGUGGUUGCGUGCAACCAGCGCGCAAGUGAAGCUAGCAUUGGAAGCAUGUAUUCCCAGACUACUUAAACGCGAGAACAGGAUCAUAAGCGAGGCUACAGGUUCUUUCAUAUCAGCAGUUCUAACUUCCUGCUCCAAAUCUCUCUCGAAUUGUGUUGAGCUGCUAACUAAGGCGCUAUUAGAAAUCAAUGGUUCAGCUUCUAAGCUAACUCGAAUUCCCAAUCUAUCUACAUCCAUCAAGAAAGUUUUAGAAAGUCGUACAGCAAAAUUUGAGAAUAUAAUUCAAAUGGAUGAUGAAAAAUCUUUAAGAGCACUUGAAUACGCCGUCAGAUCUUUAGCAUUACAAGGUAAUUUGGAGAUGACGUUUUUAAAAGAUGCAACGAGAAUGUUACUUCAAGGUCUUGGCAAUGUCAUAGAGCAAAAUCAGCUGAAAUUCAAAGGUACAAAGCUUGUCGAGCAGAGCAGCAUGGUCAUUAUCAGCCAGGAUAUCAUGGCAGCCGCUGACAAUAACUAUGCAUUAUUUCCUAAGAUUUCAACUGAGAUGGAAAUCGCCCUUUGUAGAUUUGUCGAGACUGUUGGCACUUUGUGUGAUCAGCAGAUGGUUAAUUCGCUGGUCGAAUGGAUCCUGAUGUUCGCAAGCGAUGACCUAUCUGUCACUCGUUCUUUAUCUAUAUGGAUGUCCUCAGGAAUAAUGGCCGGCUACCAACAAAGAGCUUCACAAAAAACAGAUACAUUUCAUGAUCUUCUUGAGUUUGAUGAUUCUGAGGAUCAGAGCGUGAUCGCAGAAGAUGUACCUGACGUUUGCUAUACAAUUCUCGAAUAUGCAUAUGAUGGUUUAGACCAAUUGUCGCAAAAUGGCCUAGAACUCACAAAGACUGUAGAAAUGCAUUCUUCGAUUGCUUUGUGGUCGGUUAAUAGGAUGGUAAAUGUGAUGGGUCAAACCUUCAAAGAUGAGCUGAUCGACUACCUAUUUCCAUUAGUUGAUUGCUUGGCGUCACCAUCUCCAAUGAUAAGAAGCUUCUCACAAUCUGUAAUUCUUUCGAUUGCAAACAUGAUUUACGCCGGUUCUGUACGUGAGUUGCUUCUGGAUAACAUAGAUUAUUUGGUCGAUUCAGUAUCGAUUCGUCUGAAUAACUGCAUGACUGAGAGAGUAACUACGGUGUUGAUGGUAAUAUGCCAAAUUGGCGGAUACGGAAUUAUCAGAAAGUUCCAAGAUGUUCUCGAGACGAUUUUCAGGUUACUUGAUUAUUACCACGGGUAUGAAAGCCUGUGUCAAGAGUUUUUUCAGUUGUUUGAGAUUAUUGUCUCUCAAAUGCAGAAAAUGUACCUUGAAGAUGCUUAUUCAAGACCACGGCUAUCUGAUAGCCAUAUAGUUCGUGGCACCUUUCACCCCUGGGGUAUUACAUCGUUAUCGCAACUGUUCGUUAUUCUAGACAAGCCUAAAGAUACCGAACUUGCACCCGAGGUCAGCGACGAGGAGUAUGACCGCGAAACUACGAGUUUUAGAGACUACUUCGAUCAGAAACUAAGAGAGGUAGAUAGCGAUGAUGAGGAAAGUGAUGAUGAAGAUAAAGAUGAUGAUGGCUAUUCUGACAUUAACGAGUCUGUCGGUGAUGUAGCUGAUGGGAACACGGGAUCAGAGGCCGACUCGCCUGAUAGAUGGGUGUCACCGUUUCCUAAGGAUUCUUACAAGACGCUUAUUCAAAUCGUAAGCUAUGGUGAUCGACUACUGACACAUCCAUCGAGACCUUUAAAGGUCCAAAUUCUCCUUCUCAUGAAAAAGAUAAUUCCCCUACUCUCAACGCAGUACAACUCAAUGCUUCCACAAAUAGCUAAAUGUUGGGACACUAUAGCAGAGUGUACAUUUGGCACAGAUUACGCAAUUAUCAAAGUCGCAUGUGACUGUCUCCGAGAGAUUAUUCGUUGUUCUGGCGACUUCGUUUCUAAAAGAUUUAUGGACCUAUGGGACUCUUCUAAAGAGAGAUCUGCCUUGUUGAAGCAAGUCUUAUCUGUCCUUUCUCGGAGAAUUUCAGGAACAAGUUCCCAAGACCUCUCUACACCCAGGAAAUUUCCGCCAAGCGUAAACGAAGCUCUUGUUGCUUUCUCAGAGAUGUUACUGGAGGCGAUAAAUCAAACAGAACUUUUUAUUUCAGAAGCUACACUGCAAGAGAUGAUUUCCUGCUGCCUUUUAGUGAUACCCAAAGAGCGCAUAGCUCUGGUCUCUUUACACCUAGGCGACAUUGUCUAUUCGCUUACCAACUAA
Molecule: messenger RNA, 3171 nt
Organism: Lachancea fermentati
Lineage: Eukaryota; Fungi; Ascomycota; Saccharomycetes; Saccharomycetales; Saccharomycetaceae
Source: the annotation of a GenBank genome assembly